AUGAUACAGUCAGCUGCGCCGAUAGCCACCAGCUACUUCCAGAAGGGCAUGCGACAACAUCGGCUACAGCAAGCGAAAGCACUGAAUGUGCUGGUCACAGCGAAGAAAAAAUUGGCAGUGGCAGACGCUCACUCCUUGAAACAACAUUUGCAAACACACAUGCGAAUUCAUACUGGUGAGAAGCCGUUCAAAUGCCACCAUUGCGAUUCGAAAUUCGGCCGGAAAGAAAACUUGCGAGCACACAUGCAAACUCAUACUGGAGAGAAGCCGUUUAAAUGCGAUCUCUGCAGUUCGAGCUUCGGCCGAAAAGGACACUUGCAAAGACACAUGCAAACUCAUACUGGUGAGAAGCCGUUCAAAUGCGACCAUUGCGAUUCGAACUUCGGCCAGAAAGUAAACUUGCAAACACACAUGCGAAUUCAUACCGAUGAGAAAUCAAGUUCCGCGUUUGUGACAAAAGGAUGGAUAACCGAACCUCUUUAG
Messenger RNA from Gongylonema pulchrum, 483 nucleotides. NCBI's taxonomy places the organism in Eukaryota, Metazoa, Nematoda, Chromadorea, Rhabditida, Gongylonematidae. The record is from the annotation of a GenBank genome assembly.